This is a messenger RNA of Glycine soja, 1614 nucleotides long. RefSeq names its product anaphase-promoting complex subunit 8-like. The record is from RefSeq and is a predicted model, not a curated record. The transcript is spliced from 3 exons. Lineage: Eukaryota; Viridiplantae; Streptophyta; Magnoliopsida; Fabales; Fabaceae. Gene Ontology annotation, cellular component: anaphase-promoting complex. Gene Ontology annotation, molecular function: protein binding. The coding region runs from base 99 to 560 and encodes 153 amino acids.
UUCAAAAGGAAAAGAGAAAAUACAGUAGAAGGGAAUGAAAUAGGAGAGCGGGAAAGGCAUUUGGAGAGUGGAGAGAGCAAUUGGAAGCGAAGAAGGCAAUGGGUUCCAAAGACAGUUGCAGAACCGAACUUCGCAUUGCCAUCCGCCAACUCAGCGAUCGAUGCCUCUACUCUGCUUCUAAAUGGGCAGCAGAACAGUUGGUGGGUAUUGAGGAAGACCCUGCCAAGUUCACUCCUUCGAAUACGAGGUUCCAGCGUGGGAGUUCGAGAAUUUGCCGCAAGUCUAGGACUCAUGAGACUGCUGCGGUGAUCACCCCGGUCGUGGGUGUUUUGUAUGACGCCACACCUGUGAAUGUGAUGGAGAAGGAUGAACUUGUAGAUGGUGAUUUUUACCUCUGGCAAAGUCCUAUUUCGGUUGCCGUGAGUAUAAGACAGCUGCUCAUGUUCUUCGUGCGAACAAACAGGAAGGAAAUCAGUGUUCUUGCGCUGUUAUGCUCUCUGUCUGGCUGGAGAAAAGCAAAAAGAGGAAGAGACGAUAGAACUUGGGGGGCCUCUGGGUAAGAGUGAUGCUAUCAAUCACGAACUAGUUUCUUUGGAGAGAGAGUUGUCAACAAUUCGCAAGAAUGGCAAAGUUGAUCCUUUUUGUUUGUAUUUAUAUGGUCUUGUGCUCAAACAGAAAGGCAACGAGAACCUCGCAUGUACAGUUCUUGUAGAAUCUGUGAAUUACUACCCUUGGAACUGGAAUGCCUGGACCAAGCUGCAAUCCUUGUGCAAAAAGGUUGAUAUCUUGAAUAGUCUGAAUCUCAAUAGUCAUUGGAUGAAGGACUUUUUCCUUGCCAGUGUUUACCAAGAAUUAAGGAUGCAUAAUGACUCUCUGUCAAAGUAUGAAUAUCUACUAGGAACCUUCGGUUAUAGUAAUUACUUACAGGCACAAAUUGCAAAAGUCCAGUACAGUUUGAGGGAAUUUGCGGCUGCUGACUGAUACUUGAUCCACUACACUGUUAUAUGCCACUCUGUGCUACUAUAUGUAUGCCAUUGAUUACUUUGUUCUUAGGAGAAGGUCCUUAACCUAUGUGAGACGUGUUUAAUAAGCCUAAAGCAGGGGAAUUUGUUUAGCACACAUACACGGGGAGGGUUAAGGGUUAUGAACUGCUCUGUGUUGUCUGCAAUUGUUUGAUCCAAUCCAUGUGCUGUUUCCUGAUUUCUACUUUGGCUAUGUUGGGAGGGGCUGUAUUUGAUAGACACCCAUUUUUGUGGUUGCUGUUGCAGUUAAUUGUGAACCUUAAUAUUGCAGAAAAUUGUGGAUACAUGUGGUUGAUACAGCUGCAAUUGCAGUUGCGAUGCAUUUAUGGAACACAGUUUAAACACAAAGGGAAAUCUAAUAAACAUGUGUGAACUGUGAAAUAGAAGGGGUGAGAGAGGUGGCAAAGGGAAAUUACCUGAAAGGGUUAUGGAAAAUGAACCGACAACAGUUAGUAACCAUUAGGAUGCAACUUCAUGGUAUACUAUUUGGUACUAACAUUGAUCCCACAUUGUACAUAAUCUGGGAUUCAACUUUCCAUCCAAUUAUUUGUGUAGGAUAUAUACAUACGUACAUAUAUAUAUAUAUAUAUAU